CAGUAACAAAAGAUCUUUAUAAGUAUACUAUCAGCUAUAAAAAAUGUUAUUAUUCAUUACUAUCAUUCAACUUUUAAUUGUAAUGGAAAUACGAACAAAAGAAUUACAAAAUAAUACUUGUCUCACUCCUGGCCUUCAUUGCACGGAAAAUGAUAAUUGCUGUUCUAACUCAUGUCUGAGUCAAAUGGGAACUGAAUAUCAUUAUUGUGAGCCGGAAAAUAUCACUUCCACUACUGCUGUGACUACGACAAAAAAAAGAAAUAUCCUUAGAUGCUUUAAAAACAAAAAAUCGUGUGAUUCCAACGUUGAUUGCUGUUCUAAAAAAUGUAUUUCUAUCGACAGUUUUUUCAGUAAUAAAAUUUGUGUAGAGUCAAAUUGGUGCAUCAAACCUGGACAUUAUUGUACAGCAGACAGUGAUUGCUGUUCCAAUGAAUGUUACAAUAUAGUGGGAACUCCACUUCAUUACUGCAACAAUAAGCAAAGAGAUUUAUUUUAAACAAAUAAUUAAUUUGUUCAAUCAAAAAUUUAUUCAUUUCUUUAAUCUUAAUUGUGCGGCCAACAUCGUACAGCGUUACUAUAUAUAAUAUAUAUAUAUCAUAUUAUGAUAUGAGUAUUUCGGUCAUUAACGAUUUCUC
Microplitis mediator is the source of this 635-nucleotide messenger RNA. RefSeq lists its product as uncharacterized. The coding region runs from base 44 to 496 and encodes 150 amino acids. The record is from RefSeq and is a predicted model, not a curated record. Lineage: Eukaryota; Metazoa; Arthropoda; Insecta; Hymenoptera; Braconidae. The transcript has 4 exons.